UGCGCCUCAACCACAUGCCGUCUGUCUUCUGCUACUGCAUGGCUGUGAGACAAACACGGGGUAGGUGCCUGGGCGUUUUCUGACAGUUGGCACGGCGUUUUUAUCUGGAGACUCCUUGUCGUGGCGCAAGAUUUGGUUCUGACUCCCUCCUCGUCAUACGAGUUCCCGUGGUGUGCCUUUGUCUCCUACUUGUGUGAUAUAAGACGAAAGCGGCCCCUAGACUCUGAGUCUGAUCGGCUCCGGUUAUUAAUCACUGCCAGUCUAAAUUACGACAACAGUUGUCGUUAACAGUAUCUGAGUAUCUCUUUUAUUUUACAUUUUUACCUCCAACCAGUCAAAUAGUCCACACAAACCACACCACCUGCGACUCAGUAUCCUGAGCCCCUCGUCACGCAAUGGGGAGGUAUAUCGAUCCCAAUGUCAGCUCGGGUGUCAACCUUGGCUUUACGGCCCUCAUGAUCGUGCCCUUGAUUGUGAUCAUGUGCAUCACCUAUCGCCGAGCACCACGCGCCGCAGAUCCCGCACGGGGAGCCGUCCCAUAUUUUAAGGUCGUGCUGCCGGUGACCACAGCAUGGAUUGUACUGUACACAAUAGCAGGCAUCCUUGGCAUCGUACUUGGUAACGCCUUGUCUUCAUGGGAGGCCCGAAUGGUAAUGCAAGAGGCUCAGCUGCGAAUAUCCACCAUAGCAUCCCUUGGCGCCCGCUUGGCAGACUUCCUCAUGAUAAUGACACUCGUCGAGAUGGGCAAUGGCUUUCUCUUCUGUCUUGCCGAAAUGAGGACAGGACUCCAGAAGGCAAUGAAAUACGUUGGGAUUGGGAGCUGCGCCAUCCUCGCCAUUCUUGCAGUCGCAUUAUUUGGCAUCACUAAUGCCCUGUAUUCCGCGUAUUUCGGCCAGAACGGCCUUUACUACGAGGAUUCGGAGCGUCUGUACGAUGCCAGGAAGGGAAUCAGUAGCGCCCUUACCAUUGUGGUGUUCAUCUGGUCUUUGGUGCUUGUGGUUUUCGCAGCAAUUGUCUUCACCAAGGCGAAGCGCAACCACGUACUGAGGAACUCAGCAAUGCUCUUCCUCAUCGCCACCGUCUUGUACUUUAUCAGCAACCUCUACCUACUCAUCUACACCGCCCUCUUUGUCCUCUCGAAUUUCUACCCCUACGACAGCUACGAGACCUACACAGCGCUCCUGUUCAUAGAUCCGAUCGUUGUCACAUGGACCUUUGUCAUUGCCUCGUCACUUGUCUGCGCUGUUGUCGUCCGAAAGAACAACGGCUUGUGGUCUACCCUGCAACCGUGGAUGAAUGAACAGAUCCCACCGGCGCUGGCUGCGAACGCGAACUACAAGGGGCACGGCGAGCAGUGGCAACAGCCAUCGAACAACCAUGUUAUGGGCGUCUAGUGGUAUUUUGCGCUGGGUAGGGUCGAUGGUCCGGGAUUUACCGUGCAGGAGUAUACGUAUCUUGAGUGGAAGCAGUAACACCUAGAGUCGGAAUAAUACAAUAAUAGAUAUCUGCAUAUACACUGCAUGCAGGCAAGA
Diaporthe batatas is the source of this 1532-nucleotide messenger RNA. RefSeq lists its product as uncharacterized. The coding region runs from base 396 to 1394 and encodes 332 amino acids. The transcript has 3 exons. The record is from RefSeq and is a predicted model, not a curated record. NCBI's taxonomy places the organism in Eukaryota, Fungi, Ascomycota, Sordariomycetes, Diaporthales, Diaporthaceae.